Prosopis cineraria is the source of this 1009-nucleotide messenger RNA. RefSeq lists its product as uncharacterized. The transcript has a single exon. The coding region runs from base 88 to 711 and encodes 207 amino acids. The record is from RefSeq and is a predicted model, not a curated record. Lineage: Eukaryota; Viridiplantae; Streptophyta; Magnoliopsida; Fabales; Fabaceae.
UAUGUCACACUCUUCACACUUCAUCACUUUCUCUCACUUUCUCUUUAGUUGCCUUCUCUCUUUCAGGAUCUCUCUGGUUCAGCAGCCAUGGAUUGGUUCUCAUGGCUUUCAAAAACAAGCCUUGACCCCUCUCUGGUCUAUGAAUAUGGCGUCGUUUUUGCUCACAAUGAGCUUGAACAAGAAGACAUAGUUUACUUCAACCAUGAGUUUCUUCAGAGCAUGGGAAUCUCCAUAGCCAAGCACAGGCUUGAAAUUCUCAAGCUUGCAAAGAAGGAAAAGCCCAGAAGCUCAAAUCCAGUAGUGUCAAGGCUCAUAGGGACGAUCAAGAAGACCAAGAAGUGUUUAUCCAAUUACAUUCAUUCUCUGAUUCAUAGAGAAAAAUCUGCCCUUGUGGUGGUCCCUACUAAGCCAACAAGUGAUCAGGAAACAAGGUGGAAGAGUAGUAUGGUGAAGAGAAGCAGAAGUAAGAAGCUGAUAGUGAAUAGUAAUUAUAAGCAAGAGAGGCUUCUUCUCACUAAUGGAAAUUCUGCAGUAGUUCCUACUUUACCUGUUCUUGAUGGGUUUUCAAUUUCUAGCCCAAAGGUGAAGAAUUUGCAGAAGGAAAUGAAAAAGGCUGACGAAGAUGAUGAUGGUGAUGGUGAUGGGUAUUGGUCAGCUGCUCUUGAAGAGAUCAGGUGGGAUGCUAUGUUUCAGGAUCUAAAGCCAAACUGAAAUCAAGUUUCUUUCCUUUUCCUUUUUCUUUGGGAUUUUCCAUAUCAGCAGAGAGAUUUGAGUUCAUUUCUCUCUCUCACUCACUCUCACUCUCUCUUUUGCUCUAGUGGUCAGAUAGGUAACUUUAGCAUCUGUCUGAUUCUGUAACUAAAUUGUGUCUCUUUUGCUUUUGCAUGUUCAACAGUGGAAAAUUUGCCGUAAGAUUUGGAUGAUUUCCAAAGUUUAUAGUUCCAGGAACAAAUGAAACAGUUUGGAUUAGCUUUUUGCUUGAAUUAUUAUUUCAUUGUGAUUGUAAACA